Molecule: messenger RNA, 1541 nt
Organism: Ipomoea nil (Japanese morning glory)
Lineage: Eukaryota; Viridiplantae; Streptophyta; Magnoliopsida; Solanales; Convolvulaceae
Exons: 7
Coding region: 232-1500 (422 amino acids)
Source: RefSeq, a predicted model, not a curated record
AACACCCAAGCAGCCGCACUUUCAUCACACACAACCUUCAACAUCACCCUUUCUUCUCAUCUCUUUAUUCAUCAAACUUCUCUCUCUCUUGAUUCUCUUAAAAAUGGCGAGGCAGCCAUCGCUGUAGAAGCAGCGCAGCUAGCGCAGCGGGUGUUUUUCCAUGUGGAAUGAAGCCAUGGCUGUCGCUGUUGUCAUCAAACACUCCACAAACUAACAUAUACAUAUAUAUAUAUGGCUUCUUUCAAACCCAACCAGACAUUUUCAUCUGUAGUUAUUAUGUCGUCUACGUUUGUUGUUUUCUCCAUUCUCGCCGCAGCUACUUCUUCACUGUCUCCGGCCGCCGCCUCCGGUGAUAAUUACCUACUUUCAAACCGCACAUUCCGCCCACGCCAAGAGCUUCUCAAACUAAGGAGGAUAAGGGCAUAUCUCAAGACGAUCAACAAGCCUGCGAUCAAGACAAUUCAGAGUCCAGAUGGAGAUCUAAUAGACUGUGUAGAAUCUCAUCUUCAACCCGCUUUCGAUCAUCCUCAACUCAAAGGAAACAACCCAUUGGAAGCUCCAGAGAGACCAAAAGGACACAAUUUAGGUGAUGAAGCAGAGAAGAGGUUUCAGAUAUGGUCAGAAUCUGGGGAAUGGUGCCCGGAAGGAACGGUUCCGAUCAGAAGAACAAGGGAGGAGGAUGUAGUGAGAGCUAGCUCCGUUCGUAGAUUUGGAAGGAAGAUCGUUCGCCGGAACACCAUGAGCACCGAUCAUGAGCAUGCUGUUGCAUUUGUAAAUGGAGAUGAAUACUAUGGAGCGAAAGCGAGCAUAAAUGUGUGGACGCCUCGAGUAAUGGAGCAGUAUGAAUUCAGCCUCUCACAACUUUGGGUCAUUUCCGGUUCUUUUGACUACGAUCUUAACACCAUUGAAGCUGGUUGGCAGGUCAGUACAGCAUUGUAUGGAGACAACAAUCCUAGGUUCUUCACAUAUUGGACAAGUGAUGCAUACCAAGCCACAGGAUGCUACAACUUGCUAUGCUCAGGCUUUGUUCAAACAAACAAUAGGAUUGCAAUGGGGGCAGCAAUAUCUCCAAGAUCAUCUUAUAAUGGCAGGCAAUUUGAUAUUGCCAUUAUGAUCUGGAAGGAUCCGAAACAUGGGCAUUGGUGGCUGGAAUUCGGGCCGGGUAUUGUGGUGGGGUACUGGCCAUCUUUCUUGUUCACCCACCUGAGAAGCCAUGCAAGCAUGGUGCAGUUUGGAGGAGAGAUAGUAAAUGAAGGUGGAAGAGGAUACCACACUUCAACACAGAUGGGGAGUGGGCAUUUUGCAGAUGAAGGGUUUAGAAAGGCUUCAUAUUUUAGGAACUUGAAGACUGUUGAUUGGGACAAUAACUUGAUCCCUUUAUCUAAUCUUCACCUCUUGGCUGACCACCCAACUUGUUACAAUAUUAGGUCUGGGAGAAAUAAUGUUUGGGGAAAUUAUUUUUACUAUGGGGGUCCUGGAAGAAACUCUAGGUGCCCAUAAUAAUAAACUAAUGUUUGGGGAAAUUAUUUUUACAAUAUCUA